This is a messenger RNA of Fimicolochytrium jonesii, 967 nucleotides long. RefSeq lists its product as uncharacterized. The record is from RefSeq and is a predicted model, not a curated record. The transcript has 4 exons. NCBI's taxonomy places the organism in Eukaryota, Fungi, Chytridiomycota, Chytridiomycetes, Spizellomycetales, Powellomycetaceae. The coding region runs from base 290 to 802 and encodes 170 amino acids.
GAUCAUGUUCAGCGUCUUUGUGCUAUCGCCCAACAAAUACGCAAGAUCCGGGAAAUCGCCCAGGUGGAAAGGUCGCCGUCAUCAAGGCCUCUCCACAGCAGUUCCCUCAGGAUAUCCCAAGCGCCGGCACGCACGGCCUCGCGUGUGAUGAGCGGUUUGUCCUCUCGCGGGCAAGUGAACCCAAAGGGCACGGCGCACCCGGCGUCGAAAAUCUUUCUUACCACGUCUGUCUGAGGACGGUGUUCAUGAGCUCCCGUGAAGGGACGCGGUGGUAUGAGUAGUCCGCGGCAUGCUGCGAAGGAGAACGGAGGGUGAUAGGAGCAGGACGCAAGGAACUUCUCUCGAUGCGCUUCCACUGAGGACAGCCCGUAUGGGGCAAUCUUGUAUUUUCCCUUGGCUCUUAUUCGUCCACACCUGCUUCUCUGGGCAGGUGGGCGACACCGGCAGCAGGAUUUGGCUCCUCAACAAGAUGGACUUUGCCGUGUUGACAGCAUUUUGCAACAGUCAAGUUUGCUGUCAAAAGAAAGGACGGGGGUCACAGCCCGCAAUUCCUCCCUUUGGGGGCCAGUUUCAAACACAGAGGGGUGCAGAAAGGAAAUGCAAGAACAAGAGAGACCCGAACCCCAUGAAGGUCCGCUUCAUCGCCAAAGAUCCUCGUGUGUACGGGUCAAUUCGGUGGCAACGGUCGCGAUGUGCUUGUUCAACUAGUCGAGUUCGUAAAGCAAAGAUAGGAAGAAACUCCCGUAUUGGCGUAUGGUCUGUCUGUGAUGUGGACUACCUUCCACACGGGUUGUAUAACUGAUGUUCGUAUACAAUAGCUACUUUGCUACACGCUUCGGCGUACUCCGUAUAUUGGCAACCCCAUACUGCUAGUCGUAGGUACGCUAGUCAGUUGGGUCAAUGGGCUCUUAUGGUACAAACUCAGGGUCCAGUCUAUAGCCGUGAAAUGCCUCCUAAUCUACGCCAG